Molecule: messenger RNA, 1305 nt
Organism: Vicugna pacos (alpaca)
Lineage: Eukaryota; Metazoa; Chordata; Mammalia; Artiodactyla; Camelidae
Gene: IL17A
Product: interleukin 17A
Biological process (GO): inflammatory response
Cellular component (GO): extracellular region
Molecular function (GO): cytokine activity
Source: RefSeq, a predicted model, not a curated record
CCAAAAUGGUGUCACCCCUGAACCCACUCCGACACGCCAACGUAAAUGACCACAGAAGGAGCAGAGCCCUAUAAAAAGAGAGAAGGCAGCGCUACACUUUAUCCAUCUCGCAGCAAACACAGGCUCAUCCAUCCGCACUUAACGGGGAGAAACUACCAUGGCUCCUGGAAGAACUUCAUCCGCGUUCCAGUUGCUGCUGCUGCUGCUGCUGGGUCUGGCGGUGGUGGUGAAGGCAGGAGCCAUAAUCCCACAGAGCCCAGGAUGCCCGAUUACCGAGGACAAGAAAUUCCCUCAGCAUGUGAAGCUCAACUUGAACAUCCUUAACCGGAACACAAAUUCCAAAAGGCCCACCGAUUACUAUAAACGGUCCACCUCACCUUGGACUCUCCACCGCAACGAGGACCCCGAGCGGUACCCCUCUGUGAUCUGGGAGGCCAAGUGCAGCCACUCGGGCUGUGUCAACGCUAAGGGGAAGGUCGACCACCACAUGAACUCCGUCCCCAUCCAGCAAGAGAUCCUGGUCCUGCGACGGGAGCCUCAGCACUGCCCACACUCCUUCCGGCUGGAGAAGAUGCUGGUGGCCGUGGGCUGCACCUGCGUCACCCCCAUUGUACGCCACGUGGCUUAAGAGAUUUUGGCCUGAACCUCCCCACCCACUCCCCCUCCACCAAAUCAGUUAGGCUUUCUGAGGAGUAGACCCAGCCCCUUUUCUGACCAAACUCACCAAGGUUCUUAAAGUUUUUCAACAAAUGGAAGUUCCAGAGGGAACACUUUGGUGCAGAUGUGGAAUCUGAACCAUUUUUCCCUUUCCCCAAGGAGGAGGUUUUAGACUGAGUAUGAAUUUGCUUCUUGUUGGCUUUUCUAAUGGCUUUAAGUUAUUUAUGUAUUUAAUAGGCCCUGAGAUAAUUCUGGGUCAUAAGAUUCCAUUUUAAUGAAUUACAUACCUUAUUUUUGUAUUUUUUAAGACAAGAUUCCAGACUUGGGAAUUUUAUUAUUUAAAAGGUUAAAAAACCUCUAUUUAUAUGAGCUAUUUAUGGAUCUAUUUAUGUUUCUUCAGUCUUUAGAGAAAGGUGAGGUAGCAUGAGUAUCUGUUGUGCCUCGGGAAAUCUUAGGAUUAUAAUUCUUAGUUUGUACUGCCUAUGUUCACAGGAUUUUCUCAUUGUCUCUUAGGAGUACAUGACAUGAUUGAAAAGAAAGACUAAACCUCGUUUCAUAUUUAUUAACUUAAUUUUGUAAAUUGUUGACGUUUCACAAGAGAGACGGCAAGUCUAAUUUUGCUCUGUUAAACUCUUGUGAUAAAACCAA